UUCAGAUAUUCUUCCUGUUCUGUGUUAAUCUGUGAACAUGGAGAAACUGACGAGGUGUUUUAUGUCGGUGCUGCUGCUGUCUGCGGUGCUGAGCUCUGGUUUAACUGAAGAGAAGUUUUUCGGUGAAGGAGGUACACUGGAGCUGGGGCCUUACUUCUCCGGUAAGAUCGACACUGUCAUAUGGAAACUAAACAACAAUCUGGUGGCAGAAUGGGUGAAAAGUAUAAGUGAUCUAACGUACUACGACGUGUUUGUAAACCGAACAAACCUGGACAAAAUAACUGGAACAUUGGAGAUCAGAAAUAUGAGUUCAGCUGACAGUGGGGAGUAUAGAGUGGAAAUCAACAACAAGGUCCUGCCUGAGAGCUAUAAUGUUAAAGUGAUCAAGGAGGUGACACAGCCUGUUGUGUUCCUACAACCACUGGUAUCGAAACAAUGCAACCUGCUCUGUGAGGGAAACACUGAGGGGGCUGAACCUGUCACCUACAGCUGGAAGAUGGGAGAAGGAGAGUGGAUGGAUGGUGAAAAGAUCAGGAUCAUCACCAACGAUAAGGAGACACAAAGUAUUGAAACGUUUUCCUGCCGGAUGAAGAACCCGAUCAGUGAGAAACAAACUGACCCCAUACCCAACCCUUUCUACAGAGAAAAUCCUGCAGACUCUGAACUCUGGAUUAAACUUUUAGGGCCUGUCAUGGGAUCUCUGGUCAUCUUGUCUCUCUUGUGUGUUGUUGUGUUCUUGAUGUGGCGAAAACGAGAGUCUGUCAGGAAACUGAUCUGUCCAUUUCUCAUCAGAAAAGAUGAUGGUGAGGAUUAUGAUGAUGAUUAUGAAAAUGUAACCUGA
This is a messenger RNA of Scomber scombrus (Atlantic mackerel), 841 nucleotides long. RefSeq lists its product as uncharacterized. Bases 38 to 841 code for a protein of 267 amino acids. The record is from RefSeq and is a predicted model, not a curated record. The transcript has a single exon. Lineage: Eukaryota; Metazoa; Chordata; Actinopteri; Scombriformes; Scombridae.